UCUCUCCGGGAGAUCAGGUGUUUUAAACCUCCCUCCCUCGGUGUCUCCUCACUGCGCUUUCUCCCCGCCUCCCUCCCUCCACAGACGGACACUUUGAGAGGAAGUUCCCCCCCGCACGGUGCGCGGUGCGCCCGGAGCCCCGGAGACAUGAGGCGGCGGUAGGGACACUUUACACCGGGGAGAGGAGCAGCACGGAGGGGAAACAGCGGAGAGACCGGGACCGCGGCCAAGCUGAAUUCUCCGGGGCUGCUGACUAUGCCCCGGAGCCCCACCUCCAGCGAGGAUGAAAUGGCUCAGAGCUGUUCAGACUACUCCGACGACUGCGCCUCCGACAGCUCCCGAGAAGAAACCAUCUACGAGACGAUAAAGGCCACGGCCGAGCAAUCUCAGAGCCGCAUGGACGACAUCAGCACCAACUCGCUGGUCGUCCGCAUCCUCAUCCCCGACCUGCAGCAGUCGAAAUGCAUGCGGUUCAACCCGGAUGCGACCAUUUGGGUCGCAAAGCAGCGGAUCCUGUGCACGCUGAAUCAGACCCUCAAAGACGUGCUCAACUAUGGGCUUUUCCAGCCGGCCAGCAAUGGGAGGGACGGGAAGUUCCUGGAAGAAGAGCGCGUUUUCAGAGAGUACCCUCAGCCAAUCACCAAGGGGGUCCCAUCCCUGGAGUUCCGCUACAAGAGCAGAGUCUACAAGCAACCCGAUGUGGACGAGAAACAGAUUGCCAAACUUCACACAAAGGCCAAUCUGAGGAAGUUCAUGGACCUCAUCCAACAUAAUCAGGUGGACAAAGUGUUGAAGCUGCUGGAGAGAGGCUUCGAUCCAAACUACCAUGACAGUGAGACUGGUGAGAGUCCGCUGACAUUUGCCGCUCACCUGGACAACAUGGUGGAGAUGAUCAAGGUUUUGAAGAAUGGAGGCUCUCACCUGGACUUCAGAGCUAAAGACGGCAUGACGUCUCUGCACAAAGCUGCUCGCUCCAAGAACCACGUCACACUCACGACGCUGCUGGAGUUGGGGGCUUCUCCGGACUACAAGGACAGUCGUGGUCUGACCCCUCUGUACCACAGUGUGGUGGGGGGGGGGGACCCCGGCUGCUGCGAGCUGCUGCUCAACCACCACGCCUCCGUCUGCUGCCAGGACGAGAAUGGCUGGCACGAGGUUCACCAGGCUUGCCGUCACGGCCAUGUUCAGCAUCUGGAACAUCUGCUGUUCUACGGAGCAGACAUGAGCGCCCAGAAUGCAUCAGGAAACUCAGCCCUACACAUCUGUGCCCUAUACAACCAGGAUAACUGUGCCAGAGUGCUGCUUGUUCGUGGAGCCCACAAGGACGUGAAGAACUACAACAGCCAGAGUCCAUUUCAGGUCGCCAUUAUUGCUGGGAACUUCGAGCUUGCAGAACUCGUGAAGAACCACAAAGAGACAGAUAUAG
Messenger RNA from Gymnodraco acuticeps, 1426 nucleotides. Its product is annotated as SH3 and multiple ankyrin repeat domains protein 3-like. Gene Ontology annotation, cellular component: dendritic spine; postsynaptic density; postsynaptic membrane. The annotation marks the transcript as partial. The record is from RefSeq and is a predicted model, not a curated record. Lineage: Eukaryota; Metazoa; Chordata; Actinopteri; Perciformes; Bathydraconidae. Gene Ontology annotation, molecular function: synaptic receptor adaptor activity; ionotropic glutamate receptor binding. The transcript has 10 exons.